Messenger RNA from Homarus americanus (American lobster), 411 nucleotides. RefSeq names its product zinc finger protein 513-like. The coding region runs from base 1 to 411 and encodes 136 amino acids. The record is from RefSeq and is a predicted model, not a curated record. Gene Ontology annotation, cellular component: nucleus. Gene Ontology annotation, biological process: regulation of transcription by RNA polymerase II. The transcript has a single exon. Gene Ontology annotation, molecular function: DNA-binding transcription factor activity, RNA polymerase II-specific; RNA polymerase II transcription regulatory region sequence-specific DNA binding. NCBI's taxonomy places the organism in Eukaryota, Metazoa, Arthropoda, Malacostraca, Decapoda, Nephropidae.
AUGGAUGGCUGCUAUGGGGGAAGACCACACAAGACCUUAAGACUAGCAGAGAUUCCCGGCAGUACACCCGGCGUGACCAAAACCAUAAGUCUAGCUGAGGCCCAGAGCACUGGGUACACCCCGGACCCUCCUGGCAUCAUCUUCAUCCCCAAGAUCCACUACUGUCCCUACUGUGCCUUCACUACCACCAUCACCCUUAAGCUUACUGAACACCUGCGUAUCCAUGCGUUGAAAAAACCCUUCCCCUGCCCUCACUGUCCCUUCCAGGCCGUACAGGUGGAGAGUAUCCGGGCCCACAUCCGCACACACACUGGGGAGAAACCUUUUGCCUGUGCCCACUGCCCCUACCGCUCCACCCAAAAGGGGAACAUGAAGCGACACGUCCUCAAACACCACGCUAGUAAUUUUUAA